AAGCUGAAAAUAAACGACAGGAAUUGCUUGAAUCCGGAAAGUUUAUAAUUAAAAAUAUGCAUCCUCAUUCUAAAACACACAGCAAAUUAUUAAAUUCUACAAUAGAAUUGAUGCUUUCAAGUUUAUUUAAAAGUUCUGAAUCUUUUACAUCAGGCACUACAGAUUCUUCUUCUCAAAAUAUUAGCAUUGUUUCAUUGGAUCUUACUUCCGAACUCUUAAAAAAUUCUAACAAUCUAAAUUCAUCGACUAACUUGCCACCGUCAACUUUAAAAAAACACACUAUUGAAGAUAAAAAUGAUGAUU
Cetraspora pellucida is the source of this 303-nucleotide messenger RNA. NCBI's taxonomy places the organism in Eukaryota, Fungi, Glomeromycota, Glomeromycetes, Diversisporales, Gigasporaceae. The record is from the annotation of a GenBank genome assembly.